AUGGUUUCCCUUAGUUUCCUCACCCUCUCCUCUCUCCUCCUUCUUUGCUUAUCCUCGGCUUCUGCAACUGUCGAGGAUGAUCGAAAGGCGUACAUCGUCUAUAUGGGAGCUCUCCCUUCUGACAGUCAAUAUUCAGCUACGUCUCACCAUCAACACAUCCUUCAACAAGUUACCAGUUCUGUUGAAAACUCAUUGGUCAGAAACUACGGAAGGAGUUUCAAUGGCUUUGAGGCGAAGCUGACUGAAUCCGAAAGAGAGAAGCUUUCUGCCAUGGAAGGAGUAGUCUCAAUAUUUCCGAGCAAGAAGUUAGAUCUUCAUACGACGAGAUCUUGGGAUUUCAUGGGGUUUGGCGAUGAAUUCAAACAUAACCCCGAGGCCGAGAGUGAUAUUGUCGUCGGGGUUAUCGACGGUGGGAUAUGGCCCGAGUCCAAGAGCUUUUCAGACAAAGGCCUCAGCCCUCCCCCCGCAAAAUGGAAGGGCGUUUGCAAAGGAGGAUCGAACUUCACCUGUAACAACAAGUUGAUCGGAGCGAGGUUUUACGUCAGUGAAUCAGCUCGGGACUUCAAAGGUCACGGAACACACACUUCUUCAAUUGCUGUAGGGAGCAAAGUAGAAGGCACAAGCUUCUACGGGAUAGCAAACGGAACGGCGAGGGGAGGUGUCCCUUCGGCCAGAAUCGCUAUGUACAAAGUCUGCACCGGUCCAAUGUGUGAUACUGGAGCGAUCUUGGCGGCUUUUGACGAUGCUAUAGCUGACGGCGUCGACGUUAUUACCAUUUCCAUGGGAGGAUCCCCUGCUCCUUUGGAAUCUGACCCGAUCUCUAUCGCGGCUUUUCACGCAAUGGAGAAAGGUAUUUUGACCGUAAACUCGGCGGGAAAUACCGGCCAGAGGCAAGAAUCGACCGGUAGUACCUCUCCGUGGGUUCUAACCGUCGCAGCGAGUACAACGGAUCGUAAAUUUGUCACCAAGGUUGCCCUUGGAAAUGGCAAAGAACUAUCUGGAACUUCGAUCAACAGUUUCAAACUAAACGGAACAAAUUUUCCGUUCUCUUACGGAAAAUCCGGUUCGAGAUCUUGCAGCGAGGAAGAUGCCAGGAGAUGCAAACCGGGAUGCAUCGAUCUGUCACUGGUUGGAAAGAUUCUGGUGUGCGAUGAGUCGCUCCUAGGAACCGACCUCAUAUCUUCUAAAGCUAUCGGAGCCAUCAUUCAGGGAAAAGUUUCACAUCCUGUUAUUAACAGAAGAAUUCCCGUCGCAUUCGUGCUUCAAGAUCAGUACUCAUUGCUUCUAUCUUACAUCAAUUCGACAACGAAACCAGAAGGAACUAUACUGAAAACUGAGACGACAAACGGUGCCGAUGCUCCUGUUAUUGCCCCUUUCUCUUCUCGUGGUCCGAACACUAUAUUAGGUGAUAUCUUGAAGCCCGAUAUAAUGGCUCCAGGAGUGAAUAUACUCGCGGCUUAUUCGCCUUUUGCUCCCCUGGUAUCCACAGACGACGAUGGACGGCGUUCCUCGUACAAUUUCUUGUCCGGAACAUCCAUGUCUUGUCCUCACGUAGCUGGCGUCGCGGCUUAUCUCAAGACCGUCUACCCGAAAUGGUCCCCGUCCGCUAUCCAAUCCGCGAUCAUGACAACUGCUUGGCCGAUGAACGCUUCGAUCAGCGAAGACGCGAACGAAUUCGCGUACGGAUCGGGACAUCUGAACCCGACAAAGGCAGCGGAUCCGGGACUUGUCUACGAAACAACGGGAGAUGACUACUUAAAGAUGCUUUGUUCGGCGAAUUACACUGCCAUCCAGCUUAAAGUCAUCGCGGGAAGAGCCGUGAGUUGUCCGAAAGGACUGAACUUGAUGAUUAAAGAUCUCAACUACCCCUCGAUGAGCGCUAGAUUCAAUUCGUCAUCAAAGCCUUCGGAAAUCACGUUUUCGAGAACUGUAACCAAUGUCGGGCCGGCAAGCUCGACGUACAAGGCGAAAGUGGUAUCUGCUGCUUCGGAUCUAAAGGUCGAGAUCGAGCCCAACACCCUGUCUUUUAAAUCGGUCGGCGAGAAAAAGCCGUUCACUGUUAAGGUUUCGGGGAUUAGUUCGGCGGAUUUCCAGUCGGCAACUCUGGUCUGGUCGGACGGUUCUCGUACUGUCAGAAGUCCCAUUGUCAUAUCUUCUUAGUG
Tarenaya hassleriana is the source of this 2162-nucleotide messenger RNA. RefSeq names its product subtilisin-like protease SBT4.13. Lineage: Eukaryota; Viridiplantae; Streptophyta; Magnoliopsida; Brassicales; Cleomaceae. Bases 1 to 2160 code for a protein of 719 amino acids. Gene Ontology annotation, biological process: proteolysis. Gene Ontology annotation, molecular function: serine-type endopeptidase activity. The record is from RefSeq and is a predicted model, not a curated record. The transcript is spliced from 10 exons.